Molecule: messenger RNA, 626 nt
Organism: Rubroshorea leprosula
Lineage: Eukaryota; Viridiplantae; Streptophyta; Magnoliopsida; Malvales; Dipterocarpaceae
Source: the annotation of a GenBank genome assembly
AAUUAUCUUCAUCUAUUUCCAGCAAUAGAAGUGCCUCUUUCUUCCUCUGUUCUGCUCUGUUUUUGGUUGUUCUGCUUUUAUCUCUUCUGCUACUUCAAUUGGUAUCAGAGCCUUACACAAUGAAUGGCUCAAAUCAGAUUUCAGUUCCUAUCUUGGAUGGGAAGAAUUACAAUAGGUGGCAUGUCCAAAUGAGGGUGCUUUUUGAUUACCACGAGUUGCUAGGUGUGGUAGAGACUGGAGUUGCUGAACUUGCAGAAAAUGCAAAUGAUGCCCAAAAGCACGCCCAUCGUGAGAGCAAGAAAAAGGAUAAGAAGGCAUUAUAUUUCAUCCAUCAAGGGUUGGGUAUGCCAUUUAUUGGGCAUGUGGAGCUCACAUUGUUUUAUUUAAUGUUUUCAGAUACUAAACAUGGAGCAUCUGGGAUGCAGGGGAAUAGAGAGCCACCUUAGAAAUAGAUUAUUUACUUCUUUCCUAUUAUGCUUAGCAUUCGUGGACAUUUGAAAUAAAUAGAUUUUAAUUUAGUGCUAGUUAUACUUGAGAUUCUUGGUGUAGAAUUGGCUUUAGAUGAUGGAGUAUUAUUGACAUAUAUAUAUUUUUCUAUUAAUUUUCUAUAAAGUGAAGAAUAAAUU